UCCAUUGACAGUCAGAGCAGACGGAACCAGCAGCAGAGAGCAGCUCGCCGGACAGACGAGAGAAACGAGAAGCGUAAAAUCAGAGAGGAGCUGAGUAGAGCGGGAAGCGAAGAAGCGUCAUCGAAACAAUCCCGAGAACGACAACAUGGCGAAAUUCCUCAUCGUUACGUGCGCUCUUGUUUCCAUAGCAACCCGAUGCAGAGCUAAUCAGGAACACCACGAGGAUCAUGGCAUGGACAAGCGUCUCGACUCGCUCUCCGGUUUCGGUCUCGGCGAACACAAGCGACAGAAUCUCGACCUGUACUCCGGAAGCCUGCUCGGAGGACAGAAGCGGCUCGACUCGCUCUCCGGAUUCGGACUGGGCUCACAAAAACGGCUCGAUUCUCUAUCCGGAUUCGGACUCGGACACGAUAAACGCUCAGGAGACCUUGACUCACUUCUCGGGAAGACGUUCGGUUCAGAUAAGAGCGCGCGCGAAUUGAACAAGCUGGCCCUACUCGGACGCAUGCACAAGAGAUUCGACCCGAUCGAACAGGCCGGAUUUGGCUCCUUUGCAAAGAGAUUCGACCCCAUUGAACAGGCUGGAUUUGGCUCCUUCGCCAAGAGAUUCGACCCCAUUGAACAAGCCGGAUUUGGAUCUUUCGCGAAGAGGUUCGACCCAAUUGAGCAGGCCGGGUUCGGUUCAUUUGCAAAACGCUUUGAUCCCAUUGAACAGGCCGGGUUCGGUUCGUUUGCCAAGAGAAAACGGGAAGCUAUCAAAUCUAUGUAAAGAACGGUUUAGGUGACGUAAGAAAGAUGAUUAUAGAUCUCUAUCCUUGCGGACUUGACCGUCAGCAGGAUGAGAUUGGCCGCGAAAUGUUGUUCUGAAUCAAAUCACUAGCGUUUCACUUAACAUCAGCUGGCGAUCAAAGUGUUCUCGCUGAAGACGCCCGCAACGCCCUCUAUUUUUAGCGAUGUCAUCGGUAGCCAUUCUCUCUCAAAGUUGUACGCUAAUCAUAAUAAAUCAUCGCCCGUUAAAACUACCGUUAAAAUAUCGUUGUUUAUCUCUUCAUCGAUGAAUUCCAUCGCACUGUGUGUCGGUACACAACACAGCACCGCGGUGACGAGACCAAUAGCAUCAUCAAGCGACAUCCAUGAUGUUUCGAACGCGGUAGUCGGUCCUGCCAGUAGCCGCGGUGAGAGAAGAAACGACAAGAAGCCAGUUUUAGAAACAAAAAUUAGUCAACGGUAAGGUGAUCGCUCGACCUUCUCUCUUCGUAAACGGGAUAUGCCUAUCGUAUGCUCACGCUCGCUCAUACCUGCAUGUCAUUAGCGACAUGUAUAGUGGAGUACUAUCCCCUAACAAUGCAUGCAUUGCAGCGUGAACGAUAGAAAUAUACAUCUAAUUAACCGCUAGUGGCUACGAUCCUUUCCGUCGCUCCCGCCCAUCGCCACCGCUGUCAAAAGCAAACAGACGCCGGCCUCUCUCGCGCCGUUUCUCUCAUUUACCUUGCCGGUUAAUUAGAGCAAGUAUGUACAAAAUACUAGCAGGGUGUCGAUCGCGCAAACACCCCGUGGCAGUGUGGGCGUCAGAACGCAGCCACAGCCCACGCAGACACACACCUGCCCGUGACCUCAAUGACCUCCGAAUAAUAGUAUUAGGCAUAUUUAAAAAUUCGACCAGUGAACACUGAAUAGUUUUUCUUCCGCAAUGUGUCGCUUAUGCAAAUGAACUGUCUAACAAUUCUCGUUAAUCAAUGACCCCGCCCUAUAAAAGCUGGGACGGGAAUGUUAGGCAAUAUAGUCGUCAUAAAAUCGUACUACGUGUCAGCUAGAAAGUGGCAAUUACCAUGUAAAACUUUGCCAUUUGGAUGUUUGUCUCCGAUUUUUUUACUCUCAAAUGAAUCUCCCUUGGGCACAAUAUAAUAGGAGGUAUAAUGUAUGAUCUCCAUGUGUACGGCAGCCUGGAAUUGCCUGCAGGAGACUAUACUUACUUAUACGGUAGUAGUUUUUAAAAUGGCCGCGCAAAUUCCCGUAUGUUGAGAUUUAAUCCGGUUAUAUUACCGACAAAGAACCGCGUGAAGAAAAGCGCUUAAUCGGCGUAUGGUAUCAGAAUCUCUCUCACGUGUCUAAAACGAAAAGGAAAUGUGUACUCGGUAGAAUUAAAAGCAGGUCUGCUGCAAUAGCUUCCAUUCGAACAUGGUAACGUCCUUUGCUACACGUGUAUUGGUAACCGCGUGAACUAACAAUAGUUUCAUUAUUGUUAAUUCUUAUGCAAUAGGUGCAUGCAUGACUUGUACACAUGAUCGACGUAGGUUACAAUCGUCACUCGUUCUACGGAUGUCCACCGAACUACGUUUCUCUCGUGUCAGUUUCGGUAAUAUUCAGCGAGAAGAGAACUGAAUUUGAAUUGCGAAGUAUGCCCCGCGCAUUGCGAUGAUAUCUUGCGAUGAUCAGAGAACGCAGUGGUACGUAGCGACCCAGCCUGUACAUAACAGGAAGUAGCAACCCCUUGUUACCUCUAUUACGUAGUAGGGGUUGAAGUGAUCAUAUUCAUGAAACGUCAUAAUAAUAAUAACGUGGCUUCACGAUGUUUGGAAAUAAAACCAAGUUAAAACUAA
Priapulus caudatus is the source of this 2600-nucleotide messenger RNA. Its product is annotated as orcokinin peptides type A-like. NCBI's taxonomy places the organism in Eukaryota, Metazoa, Priapulida, Priapulimorpha, Priapulimorphida, Priapulidae. The coding region runs from base 146 to 769 and encodes 207 amino acids. The transcript is spliced from 2 exons. The record is from RefSeq and is a predicted model, not a curated record.